This is a messenger RNA of Cololabis saira (Pacific saury), 1129 nucleotides long. Its product is annotated as tropomyosin alpha-3 chain. Gene Ontology annotation, cellular component: actin filament. The transcript is spliced from 10 exons. Gene Ontology annotation, biological process: muscle contraction; actin filament organization. NCBI's taxonomy places the organism in Eukaryota, Metazoa, Chordata, Actinopteri, Beloniformes, Belonidae. The record is from RefSeq and is a predicted model, not a curated record. The coding region runs from base 82 to 936 and encodes 284 amino acids. Gene Ontology annotation, molecular function: actin filament binding.
UUGCCAGGUUCUCAAGCCAUCUGCCCGUAACAUAUUUAUCUCCGUCUCUUUCCUUUCUGCAACAGACCUCCAACCGCAAAAAUGGAAGCCAUCAAGAAAAAGAUGCUAAUGCUGAAGUUGGACAAGGAAAAUGCCUUGGACCAAGCUGAACAAGCAGAAUCAGACAAGAAGGGAGCAGAAGAGAGAAGCAAACAACAUGAAGAUGAACUUAUUCAAAUGCAAAAGAAGCUGAAGUCCACAGAGGAUGAACUUGAUAAAUAUUCUGAAGCUUUAAAGGAUGCUCAGGAAAAGCUUGAAGUUGCUGACAAAAAAGCCGCUGAUGCUGAGGCAGAAGUGGCUUCCUUGAACAGACGCAUCCAGCUGGUUGAGGAGGAGCUGGACAGAGCUCAGGAGAGACUCGCAACUGCACUGCAGAAACUGGAAGAAGCUGAAAAGGCAGCUGAUGAGAGCGAGAGAGGUAUGAAGGUGAUUGAGAACAGGGCUCUCAAAGAUGAGGAGAAGAUGGAGCUCCAGGAGAUCCAGCUCAAAGAAGCUAAACACAUUGCAGAAGAAGCCGAUCGCAAGUAUGAGGAGGUUGCUCGUAAGCUGGUGAUUGUGGAAGGAGAGCUGGAACGUACAGAGGAGAGGGCAGAGCUGGCUGAGGCUAAAUGUGCAGAACUGGAGGAGGAACUGAAGAAUGUCACCAACAACCUCAAAUCUCUGGAGGCCCAGGCUGAAAAGUACUCUCAAAAAGAGGACAAGUAUGAGGAGGAAAUCAAGAUCCUGACUGACAAGCUGAAAGAGGCUGAGACCCGAGCGGAGUUUGCUGAGAGAUCCGUAGCCAAGCUGGAGAAGACUAUUGAUGAUUUAGAAGAUGAGCUUUAUGCUCAGAAACUCAAGUACAAAGCCAUCAGUGAAGAACUGGACCACGCACUCAAUGACAUGACCUCUAUCUAAAUUUCCAGCAGCUCUGUCUGUGGUCCAUCUCCUUGGUUCCUUGACCCUUCUCCAUCUUCCACUGAUCAUUGGAUCCACCAUUUUCCAACAGUUCUACUGAUCAAAUAGCAAUUAUUUGCAUUGUUCUUUAUUACUGCACCAUUGUUAACAAAAAUGCAACGGAAAAAAAUAAAACCCAGGGUUAAUGUCUGUC